AUGACAGAUCCUUCAGUGGUGGAUCACAUGGCCCAACUGAAACUCAAACUCCUAGAAAAGAGACUAGAAAAGGAACAGGAGAACCUAGGGAAGAUGGAUUCACCUGUCCCAAGAGCAAGGAACAGACAGGAGGAUAUGCUUCAAAGUGCCCUGAGGCGAAGGAAAGAUCUCCUGCAGGAGCUUAGGGACCAGCACCUUCUGGAAGAGCUGUCACAACCUCCUGCACUGGCUGGGGGACACCUUAGGAACUGCAGAGCUGCCCCCCCCCCCAUCUACCAGUUACCUUUUCCAGCACCCCAAGCAGAGGCACCAAGGAUUAUCCAGCAGGUGAUGCCUCCUCAGCCUGCUACUAUCAUCCAGCAGCUACCACAGCUGCCCCCGCUGAUAGCACAGAUACCCCCUGCCCAGCCUUUUGCAGCUCCCCGCUCUGGAAGCAUUAAAGAAGAUAUGGUAGAGAUGAUGCUGAUGCAGAAUGCACAGAUGCACCAGAUCAUCAUGCAGAAUAUGAUGCUGAAGUCUCUGCCAUCAGUGGCAUUCACACAGCCUGCUGGAUCCAGCUCUCCCCUGCUUCAGCACACACAACAGGACCUGCAGCUCGCCACUCCCAUGGCCAUGAAAACAGACAGGCCCCAGCUGUCCGCAGUGCAUCACCACCACCAUUACUCUCCCCCGGGGCUGCUACCCCCAGCCAUGCCUGCUGGUCUCCUGAUGCCAAGCGAAAGGCUCCCACCCACAUCCUCAGCUAGUCAUUGGGCCAGCAGCAUGCUCCCAGCUGUGCAGAUCUACCUUCCACCAUGA
Cygnus atratus (black swan) is the source of this 798-nucleotide messenger RNA. It is a transcript of the gene C6H21orf58, whose product is annotated as chromosome 6 C21orf58 homolog. Lineage: Eukaryota; Metazoa; Chordata; Aves; Anseriformes; Anatidae. The transcript has 8 exons. Bases 1 to 798 code for a protein of 265 amino acids. The record is from RefSeq and is a predicted model, not a curated record.